AUGCCGAUAAACACGAAGUGGACAAAGAAGGAUGUCAAGUUCACCGAGAUUCCCUACGCUGAUGAAAUGCGUUCUGUGAAAUUAGCAGGACUGUGGGCGAACGAGAGAACAAAGUCAGUAUACAGAUGGGGAGGCGAGCUGCAUCGAAAGGAGCAGUUUGAAGUGGGCCACGAAAUGAAGCUACAUGUCCUCGAGACGGACGGAAAGGGAGGCGGACACUGGACAUCUAAAUCACUACCGCAGUCCAUAUCAUCAGGGGAGAUCAAAUCCAACAGCUUUGGAGCAUCGACAUUCUGCGACGGCCGAGGCUUCUACAUUGGCGGUUUCUCAUCAAACUCGACAGGGGAUUAUAGGCAGAGGGAAAUGCCAAGCCCGGGCGUGGUAACGUAUAACAUGGACACUGGUGACUUAUCCAAUACGACGUCUUCCACUGCAGUGCCGUUGCACGACGAAAAUAUCUGGGGAGGCAAAGCUGUUUGCGUGACAGCAUUCAAGCGACCUCUUGUCAUAGUCCUCGGCGGAUUCGACGGGACACACCGCGACAAUGUGCGAGAUUUGGGAGAACCCAUAGUGUACGAUGCAAGUCCUGCUUCACCAAAGUGGCAUUCCCAGCAGAGAGCCAUAGGAGACAGUAUUCCCGAGAAGCGCUUUGCUUUUUGUGCAGUUGGUGCCCAGGGUAAAAAUGGCACCUAUGAAAUUUUUAUCUAUGGCGGUACUCUAAGGGGUGAAAAAGGUGACACCUUUUACAGCGACAUCUGGAUCUUGUCUCUGCCUGCAUUCAGAUACUUCAAAGCCGAGAGUACUUCAACCAGCUUUCAACGGGGUUAUCUUGCCUGCGCAGCUGUCGGCAGAUACAUGAUCACCAUUGGAGGGACCUCUAAUGACAUCCCUGACAAAUGGAAGGAAGAUGAUCCGUGGUUCAGAGCCAUAGGGGUUUUCGACAUGGUCGAGAUGAAAUGGACAGAGGACUUUGAUCCUGGCAAAGGAGAUUUGAUGUCAAAAACUGGUACAAGAAAAAGUAAUGUUGUGCCAAAAGAUUUUAACGUUGACGCAUAUGGGCUUUAUGAUGACAGUAUCAGAGACCUUUUUAUCAAUGCUUCAAAUGACAGCAAUGGCAACAAUGAUGGCAACAAACAAGAUAACGCUCCUCUUGGUCCUAUAGUCGGCGGAGUCAUUGGGGGAGUUGCCUUGGUACUUUUAGCUAUUGGUAGUUUCUGGUUCUUCCGCCGCCGCCGAGCCCAAGACGAAGAACGACAAGGCAUUAACCUAGCAACGCUCCCAGAUCAGCCUACAGAAAUGAAUGCCCCCCACGGAGGCUCACAUGACAACCUCAAGGUUCCUUCGCUUCCGAAACGUACGAGCCAACUGGUUGAGGCGGGCUGGGUAGACACUGAGCUUGAUUCUACUGUUGUGUUGGAGAUCGAGUCUACUGUAGUGGCAGAGAUGGAGGGCUGUACAGAUAUAAACCUCGGCGAUAACGAGGAUCCAGACCGCCCGCUAAAUCAGAGAGCGGAGCUGGCAUAA
Molecule: messenger RNA, 1524 nt
Organism: Clonostachys rhizophaga
Lineage: Eukaryota; Fungi; Ascomycota; Sordariomycetes; Hypocreales; Bionectriaceae
Source: the annotation of a GenBank genome assembly